AUGGAUAAAACUCUUUUGCACAGCAAGCAUUAGACUGACGUGGAUAUUAAUUAAUUUUCAUAAAAAAGAUACUUACUGCACAAUGCGGCGGCUUUCUCGCUAGGAGUAGCAUUAACUUAUGCAAUGUGUUCAUAAACAUAGCCAACUUGCUUAGAUCAUAAAUUGGAUGGAUUAGAAGAUACCUAAUCACUCUGGCUUGUCGAACCCAAAAAUAAGUACUUAUGGAAUUUCACAAGUCCACUUUAGAGGCUUACUUGGAACCAAGCAAGCCACUUUACAGAUAUAUCCGCCUCACCUAAUGGAGAUCUUUAUGGUAUCUAAGACUAUGGAGUUGGCAGUAGUCUGAGCAGACUUGGCUACUUUUUCAAUUUCGUCAAAGGAGUUUGGAAUUAAUUUGACAAAGAUUUCUAAAUUAAAGAUAUAAAAUUUGAUAAGGUAGGUAACUAUUACCUCUUAGAUACUUAGAACUAAUUAUAUGCUAAGAAUUCUAAGACUAAGGUCAUACUAAAGAAUAUUAAAGACUACGAAGUCACUGUUACGGGUUAAAUUUAUGCAAUCUCAACAAACAUAAAAGAGUCAAAUUCAUAAUAAUAGUUAAAUGCUUGGAUCCAAGGUGAAGGAUUCUAGUAUAAACUUUUAUCAUCUGCUUAGUUCUCUAAGCUUGGCUUGAAAGAUGAGAUGCCAAUCUACGUUGAUAAUAAUAGUACAACUGUAGGCUAUGGCUAUCAAUGCGUGAAAGAUUUAGCUGUUGGUGUCGACGGAAGUGUCUGGGCUCUAAGUUGCACCAAAGAUUCAGAAUCGUAAGAUUUCUAACUUAUUAAAUGGGACCCUUUUACUCUGUAAUGGUAUGAUGUGAUGGAUACCUCUGGAAUUAAGAUUGCUGCUUACAACGAGAUAUCUAUUUCUAUUCUAGAUUCAUCUGGAAGAAUAAGAUUCUCUUCAGAGAAAGAUAGAUACAGUGACAUCGAUUAUUAUUAGAGAAAAUCAACCACCAAUCUUUUCAAUGACUCAAAAAUCUUGAACGAAACUAGCUUGGACUUCGUUCAAAGUCUCUUAGUUAAACAAUACUCAAUGUCCAUUCUUUGUUACAGAGCGAGCAGAGAUGGAUUUGCCUCUUAAAAUUUCCAUUCAGGUUGUGAUUACAAAGGACCGACAUUGACCAUCGUAAAGACUACUAAUGGAUAAGUUGCAGGGGGAUAUACCUCCUAAUCAUGGAAAUCAGUUAACAAUUAUGUUGCUGACAAAGAUGCUUUCCUAUUCUCUGCUGAAAUUGAGGUUCAAAUUCCAGCUUUAGGUUCUAACGCCAUCUAUGAUCAUGUUAGUUAUGGCCCCACUUUUGGAAGUGGUCAUGAUUUCUAUGUUUCUUCUGGCUCAAAUGCAAAUCAAAACAGCUAUACUAAUUUGGGAAAUGCGUACAAGCCAGCUGAAGGUACAUUGUAUCAAAAUAAUGAUGCUAGGACUUAUCUCCUUGGGUAAUACAGCUUUAUCACAUUUGAGAUUGAAGUAUAUUACCUUCUUUGA
Stylonychia lemnae is the source of this 1521-nucleotide messenger RNA. NCBI's taxonomy places the organism in Eukaryota, Ciliophora, Spirotrichea, Sporadotrichida, Oxytrichidae. The record is from the annotation of a GenBank genome assembly.